ACCUACAGCGGGCGGCCGCGGAGGCGGCAGCGGUGGCCUCCGGACGGCGGUGUAGACGCUCCUUUCCGGGACCCCGACCCGGCGGCUCGUGUUGCCUGGAAUAUCAGAGAAUUGGAAACAGUCAUAUUUUGGGAUCAUGACCUACUGUGGUGGUUUAUGAAAAAAGAUAAUAUGUUCCUGGGAAGCCAGCUACAAAGUAUACUGAAGGAUGCUUCCUAAGAGUUUUAUCAUGUCUCUCUGGAUUUCAGUGGCCUCUUUUUAGAAAUGCAAAUGAAGAAGAUGAAGGAUAGUGGACAGCAGUUGUGGACUACACAAGUGGAUGACGGACACAACUCCUUGACCAUGUCGCUCAAACAGCCUAAUGCUAAUCGAGCGACUCGCCCAGAUAGACAAGAAGCUCAGACUCUUCUGUAUCAAGUCUCCGAGGCAGAGGCUGCCACGACGACCGUUGCUACAUGUGUGAAGUGUAAAAGUGUGUACAAGAUCCCACUUCAGGAUCUGAAAAAGGAUACUGGGCAAAGCCAAAAGGAGGACAAAUAUGUUUGCUUCAAAUGCAGCCUAGGUGUGGCCCGUCCCCAUUUCCAUUUUGUGAACAAUAAUCACAGUGCUACUCACAUAGGGAAUAAACCGGAAACCAUCUCAAGUUCUGUCAAUAACAAAUUUAAGGUAAGGAACUUUAAGCCAGGCAAAUACUAUUGUGAUAAAUGUCGAUUUUCCACGAAGGACCCUCUGCAGUACAAAAAGCACACACUUCAGCAUGAAGAGAUUAAAUUCAUUUGUUCUCACUGCAGCUACAUUUCCUACACUAAAGGGGAGUUUCAGAGGCACUUGGUGAAACACACAGGCAUUUUCCCUUAUCAAUGUGAGUAUUGUGACUAUGGUGCUAUUAGAAAUGACUACAUUGUCAAACACAGGAAGAGAGUCCACGAGAAGGCUGGUGGAAAACGGCUGCCCAAAACCAUUGCCAAGCUGGAGCCAAAAAGAAUCAGUGCAUCCAAGCAAAACCCAGAGCUUUUAAAAGCUUCCAGUCCAAGGACUGCGUUUCAAAAUAAGUUGUCAGAUCAACUUUCAAGGUUCUCCCUCCAUUCAAAUAAAGACAGAAUGCACAACAUAAUGUUAUUACCUGAAUCAAAGGAGUACCAAAAAGAUGUCGUGUGCAUUCCAAAUAAAGGGACGCUGUCAGAGCCCAAUGAAGUCAACCUGUUUGAGAACAAAAGUGUGGAGGUGGAAGUGUUAUCCCCUGCAAAAGAGCCUGUUCAGCCGGGAAUGCCAUUAACGGUUGUGGCACCAGCGGAACUAAUCGUCCCUGCAAACUGUUUAGCCCAGUUGAUAGAUGUGAAGGUUGUCAAUGGAACACAGCAGCUUGUGCUGAAACUGUUUCCUCUGGAAGAAAAUAAUUGCCUUGCCGCUGGUGGGGGUGAUGGAGGUAAUUCUGAACAUGUGACUAAAGAGAAAGAUUCAAGGGAACAGGAAAAAAUGGCUUCUGCAGAACAAACAAAGUCACUAAUGAUCGAAGGGAAUGUUGGAAAACUUGCAGGCAUCCAUAAUCUUCAAUCAUCAGUUCAGAAACAACUUAAAAACGUGAAAUGGGUAAGGUCUUAUGACUUUUUCACGUCAAAUUCUAGCGUGCACAGUGGUGGAGAAUCCUUUCUCAACCCUGAUAGAGUUGAGGGUUUGCAGAAAAAAGGUUAUACAUAUCCACAAAGAACUGCUCUUCCUUCCAUUGCCUUAAAAGGUCAUUCUCCAUCAUCUCUAAUAAAAAAUGGUAUUUUAAGUGGUCUUGGAGCUACGUCAAACUCUUUUCCAUAUAAAGCUGCCGCUUCUUUAACUGAAGAUGGAAGAAAUUUACACAGUGACUCACAGCAGUUAUUUCCUCUUGCUGCAUCGCCUGCAACCAUUUCCUUCUCUGGAGAAAAGGACUCACUGCCCCUAAGUAAAAAGGACGUGGAAUCUAGAAAUGAGAUCAGUUUUCCUGUAAAAAUGGCUCCCCCUAAUAAGAAGCUGAAACAUAACCAGACACAGGAACACAAGGCAGUUUCAAAUACAGGCCAGAUUUCCUCUCAACCUAAAAGUGAGUAUUUACACAUAAACAUAGCGGGAGAAGAUGGAAUCAGAUCUCAACAGUCUGGGGAUAAACCUUUGGAAUUAAAGAAUUCUGAAAAGACUAAUGACUCCUUUGAAGGCCCAGUCAUCUCAUCAGUGUUUUCUCUGAGCUCUGGAUCUGAAAACGUCCCUGAGGGCGUUAAGUGGAAUAGUUCAACGUCCAAAAUAAAGUCAAUUGAACUCUUGCGCAGAAAGAUAGCCCAGUUAAUUGAAUCCUGUGGCAAGCCUUCAUCUUUGGCUGCAAGUAAUGCACAUCGUCAUUCUGUAGGGAAGGCAUCUAAGGUCACUUCGAAAGCUACCUCUGAAGGUAUUCAGGAAAUUAACGUGUCAUUUACCAGCACUGGCUAUUCCACAGGUACUCUCCCGAAACCUCAGGAUGACGUUGGUAUUAAUGGACAGCUUACUCAUCAGCAGAUAUAUCCGCAUCUUGUAGAAGGCAGCAGUGGGAAAACCGAAAGCGGAGUAACCAGGAAGCCACAUUUGGCUCCUCCAGUAUUGAUCCCGAAGGGGGCUGUGUUGAGGGUUCUUAAUUCCUCUGAGAAUUCCCACAUUAUAGAGGCUACAUGUGAAGCACCUGUCAGCAUCCCCUGCAGUGAGACGCAGUUAAUAAAACCCAUUCCGUUCUGCCCAGUGAAACAGACAGACUUGGACUUACAGCCUUCGACAAGUGAAAGUGGGCCAACAGACAUGUCCCAGAAUCAUGAUCUAUCUCUUUGGGCUAAAUCAAGAAAAGAGAGUGCUAACUGUAGCACCAUGCUUAAAAAAACUGGACUCCUGCAUGGACAGCAAGGAAGCAGUGAAAUGAGUAAGCAAGGGAAACUGUUUUCCAGAAGUCUUCCUGUAAGUAAAAGUAAAACCAAACAAGUCAGCUCAUCCAAGAAGAAAAGCAAAAUUCAGGCAGAUCCCAGCCGCUGUUUCAAGGAUCCUUCCAUUUUUCAGGUUGCAAGACAACUUCGACUGAUAGCAGCUAAACCAGACCAGUUGAUCAAAUGCCCCCGUCGGAACCAGCCUGUCAUCGUGUUAAACCAUCCUGAUGUCGACUCACCAGAAGUAUCCAAUGUGAUGAAGGUAAUAAACAAGUACAAAGGCAACGUCCUCAAAGUGGUCCUAUCAGAGAGGACUAGGUGUCAGUUAGGCAUCAGGCGGCAUCAUGUCCGGCUGACCUACCAGAAUGUGGAGGAAGCCAAUCAGAUAAAAAGGCAAAUGAUGUUGAAAAUGAAACUUAAAAAAGUUCAUAAAAACAACUACCAGGUGGUGGAUUCCUUGCCUGAUGACUCAUCACAGUGUAUAUUUAAGUGCUGGUUUUGUGGACGGCUCUACGAAGACCAGGAAGAGUGGAUGAGUCAUGGCCAACGGCAUUUAAUAGAAGCAACUAGAGAUUGGGAUGUUCUUUCUUCCAAGGGCAAAUAAGUGAAAAAUGGGUCUUGGAAGCAAAUUGUUUUUCUUACUUUUAAUUGAUUCUGGUUUGGUUUGUUUGGUUUUGUGUCCCUCCCUGACUCUGUAGGAUAAUACAGACUGCAGGGAUGGGAGGUUGGUUCAGUCUUCAGGUCUUCCUGGGAAUGUGGAGAGCCUGGCGUCUGAGCCUGGUGACUGGACGCCAGAAGGUGUCUGUGGCCCCCGAGGAAGUGCACACAGAUUCACGUGUAUGCAUUUGUCUGGGGCGAAGGGAAACUUUUGAACAGAUUUUCCAUGGGAUCUGAGACUUCCCUUUGGUCAGCAACCUUUUUCUGCAUAGAUAAAAAUCAUUUCUAAUCCAUUCAGAGGGGCAAGUUUAGAGUGUUGUACACAUGCUCUUUAUAUAACAAAAUGCUACUGAAGAAUUAAACCCAGGUCUUGGUGUACACAUCCACUUUUUUUUUUGCAUUAACUCAUCUCCUGAAUAUUUGGUACAUAAUGGAAAGUAUAUUUUCUACUUUGUUAGUUAUCUUAAGUUUGGUUAUAGAAAAGUGGCCCUUCUUUUAAACCCCUCACCCACUCUGCAGUGUUGCUAAGUGUUCUCUAUAGCACAGAGAGUUGGGCUUUUGUUGACCCUUUUAAAGAAUAAUUCCAAAGGUUGGCCUGAAUUUACUACAACAGCAGGUGUUGUUAGGGGAAGAAAGGAACAUUUUCAGGCUUUUGCUUUCUUUUUAAAUACCUUGGUUUAUGACAGUUGGGGAGGGA
Balaenoptera ricei (Rice's whale) is the source of this 4263-nucleotide messenger RNA. It is a transcript of the gene ZNF518B, whose product is annotated as zinc finger protein 518B. Gene Ontology annotation, molecular function: DNA-binding transcription factor activity, RNA polymerase II-specific; RNA polymerase II transcription regulatory region sequence-specific DNA binding. The transcript is spliced from 2 exons. Gene Ontology annotation, cellular component: nucleus. Bases 265 to 3513 code for a protein of 1082 amino acids. NCBI's taxonomy places the organism in Eukaryota, Metazoa, Chordata, Mammalia, Artiodactyla, Balaenopteridae. The record is from RefSeq and is a predicted model, not a curated record. Gene Ontology annotation, biological process: regulation of transcription by RNA polymerase II.